AUGACAACAAACUUCCCGCCCUUCGAUCCCGCGGAUCUCGCGGCAUCCAGGGUGGAGCUCGACAUUGUCCUCCUCUAUUCUGUCGACGCAGACGGAACCCAUCGCAUACGGUCCAAAUCAUUCUAUCGGUACCACCUCGACCCUCGCCUGCCCGAGAGCACAACAGACGACACUGGGAACAUUACCUAUACGGAGGACGAUACCAGACACAGGCUCGACAAAGUCGCAUCCUCCAUCGAGGACGAUAUUCAGCGCAAUCUCAACGGCCAGCACUCGGAAGAGCACGAGCUGGCGGCUUCUGUGGCUAGGACAGCGGGCGACAAGGCGCUAUCGCGGGGAUUUAACAGAUUCGGCAUGCAGUGGUCGGUGGGUUCGGUCUCCGUGGGAACUGUCUUGUGCUCGAUUGUGCUGUUUCCAACGGCGGAUACCAAGGGAGAUCGAGUCUGCUACGUCAAGAGCAGGCUUGCCAUAUCGCCAGACUAUCACGGGCCCGACGAGGAGCGAAUAUACGCAACCCAGCUGGACGAUGCCGAAAAGGAACUCGACACCUCUUUGGCUGCAGCCAUUGCCACCAAGAUCGCGUCAAGUUCAGGCGGCUUGACUGCCGAUGAGAGUACAGAAGGCCUGAAUCCAGAGCGCGGUCCAUGGCCCCUGUGA
Dioszegia hungarica is the source of this 657-nucleotide messenger RNA. RefSeq lists its product as uncharacterized. The record is from RefSeq and is a predicted model, not a curated record. NCBI's taxonomy places the organism in Eukaryota, Fungi, Basidiomycota, Tremellomycetes, Tremellales, Bulleribasidiaceae. Bases 1 to 657 code for a protein of 218 amino acids. The transcript is spliced from 2 exons.